Molecule: messenger RNA, 1930 nt
Organism: Saccostrea cuccullata (small rock oyster)
Lineage: Eukaryota; Metazoa; Mollusca; Bivalvia; Ostreida; Ostreidae
Product: cell death abnormality protein 1-like
Exons: 8
Molecular function (GO): scavenger receptor activity
Source: RefSeq, a predicted model, not a curated record
UACAGAUAACAUAUGCGAAAGGGGUACCUGUACAGCAACACAGAGCUCGACAUUCAAUGGUUUAUCAGCAGAAAAAGUUAUCGAUGGAUAUCAUGAUCAAGAUGAAAGAAGCUGUUCACACACUGCUCCUAAUAAAACGAAGGCGUGGGUUUUGAUUGACUUAAGGAAAAAAUAUCAAGUAACAAAUAUUGUAAUAAUCUACAGAAAUGAAAGAUCCUGGAAACCUUAUAGAUUCCGGCAAUAUCGCUUAGAAGUAUCCAAUUCCUCUGUUACACAACAGUGGUCCAUAUGUUACCAAGAUCGCACAUUAUACCCUGUUGUGCCAUCAAGUAUACAAAAUAUUUCUUGUGAAAAAAACACAAGAUACCUCAGAGUUUUCACAACGUAUGACGCUCCUGAAGAUGAUAGAUAUGGAAACAUAGGUGCAGUACUUGAAAUAUGUGAAAUUCAAGUUUUUGGAUGUGAUGUUGGUUAUUAUGGCCAAAACUGUUCACCCUGUGGAGAUUGUGAAAACUGCAACAUUAUAACUGGAUGUCCCAAAAGCUCAUGCAUAACCACAUUUAACUGUAUUGACAACCAUUGUGACGGAAAUGGAAACUGCUUGCGAGGAUGUAAGCAAGGAUACUGGGGGAAUAAAUGUCAGAGUACCUGCCCUUUAUAUUGUCCCCUGGGAAUCUGCAAUCGGACUAACGGAUUUUGCAAUAACUGUACCGACGGCUACUUUGGAAAUGUUUGUGAAAGGAAUUGUUAUACGAAAUGUCGUGGACAAGAAUGCGAUAAAGAAUCGGGGUCUUGUACAAAUGGAUGUGCAACUGGUUACUAUGGACUUUAUUGCAAUUUAACUUGCAGUAAUACUUGUCUUAAUCAGGAAUGUACACAAGAAAACGGGCAUUGCAAUGAUGGAUGCAAUGGCGGUUUCUAUGGUGAAUUCUGUAAUAGGUCAUGUAAUAUAAAUUGUGCACAAAUCAACUGCAGUCAAAGUGGAGCUUGUAUAUAUGGAUGCAAAUCAAACUGGACAGGACAAACAUGUGAUGAAUGUGAUAUCAACCAUUACGGAGCAAAUUGCUACAAGGAGUGCAGUGUCAAUUGUAAACGACAGACAUGUAAUAGUACUACGGGUUUCUGUAUAUUUGGGUGUGAAGAUGGAUUUUAUUCAUACAAGUGUGAAAAAACGUGCAGUCCAUCAUGUCUGUCUGGUUGUAAUAGAUACUCAGGGGAAUGUGAGGGCACAUGUCCGGUUGGCAAAUAUGGAGAUCAAUGUGAUAAAAUAUGCAACCCAAAUUGUAACUUGAGAUGCCAUAAAAACACUGGUCUUUGCGAAUUUGGUUGUAUUGCCGGUAAAUAUGGUCCAGACUGUCUUCGAACCUGUGGUGGUGGAUGUAUUUCCGGUUGCAGUCAAUCCGAUGGGAGGUGUACUUGUAAGACAGGAUGGCAGGGGCACUAUUGUGAUGUAUGCAGUCCAACCCAUUAUGGACUCCUGUGUGAUCAGUCAUGCAGUCCAUUAUGUUUAAACGGAACUUGUUUUUCAAACAACGGGUUGUGUAAAGAAGGCUGGAAUACGAACCUUUAUGAUAUUCAGCGUAUUGAAGAAAUGAAACAGGCAUCAAAGGGCAUUUCCAAUUCAGCUUUUUACGGGGUUAUUGCAGUUCUGCUGAUAAGUGUAAUUCUCAACAUAUAUCUCAUGGUCCGGAAUGUAAGGCAAACUAUAUAUAAAAGAAAAAAUUUUAAAGAAACAAGGCGCCACCAGAAUUCUACAAGACAAGUAAACACAACUGUCAAUGAUAAUGUGGAGGAAAACACAGGUUAUCAAGAACUUGGAGAUAUAAGCCAACCCUCUCAUUACGAAGAACUAAAGUCAAUGUAGCUCUAAUGCCAUAGCCUAGUUGAACUUUUUUUUUUGAAAUAUGUGCUAUUUUCUGACAUAAUGGUU